Jaminaea rosea is the source of this 630-nucleotide messenger RNA. RefSeq lists its product as hypothetical. The transcript has a single exon. The coding region runs from base 201 to 548 and encodes 115 amino acids. The record is from RefSeq and is a predicted model, not a curated record. Lineage: Eukaryota; Fungi; Basidiomycota; Exobasidiomycetes; Microstromatales.
AAGCUACCAUAACUGACCCUUGAUUCCUGCGACUACCCAUCAGACCGCCUCACCUAGCCGUACAAGCACGUCAGGCCUCCAGCAACGCCACCUCUACAGCCUCCUCAGCCUCGAGCACCGCCAGCAGCUCCUCCUCCUCCUCGGGCGGCUCCUUCAAUGUCACCGAGUCCGCAUCGCAAGACCCGCCGAACGGGUGCAGCAUGUCCAACAACCUCUCCCCCGCCCAGUCGGCGAGUUGGACAGACUAUUCAGCCUCGACAUGUUGCACAAAUUCGACGGCCACCACGUGCUUCUUCCGCCUAAAUAGCGACGUGAGCGGUCAGGAGAGGUGUACGAUCCCCAACUGCGCGACGUUGGAGGACGGCGAUACGGCGCAGAUGGCAGGCUUCAAGCCGUUGAGUACGUCCAGUGGCUCAGGGCCGAAUAACAACACGUUCAAGAUCUCGUCCAGUGCGGCCACGAAGGCACAUCAGCACGGGCAAGGAAAGCUUGUGGGUGCGGCAGCGGCGCUGGUCGCUGCGGGAGCUACGGCAUUUAUGGUACUGUAAAGAGCUCCGGCUCGCCUUCCCGAUAUUGUAAUGGUAUCUUUUCUGUCACGCCGAGCCCUCGCGACUGCGUGCAUGAAAGCGG